AUGCUGGUCCCACUCCUAAUACUCUCGCUGCUGUGCGCGAACGUCGUCGAUGCGCUGCAUUCGACAGACACAAUCACUAGUGGUGGUGAUAAUACUAGGUCUGGGUAUCAACCCAACCAUAAUAUGGACCCUGCCGUCGUAGGAUCUUCCCAAUUCGGUAUUAUAUGGCGCAAGAAGCUGAGUGGCCGCUACAACGACUGGAAUGAACAGAUAUUUGCGCAGGCACUUAUAUACACACCCGACGAUGCCCAAUUCGUCUAUGUCGCGUCGCAGCAGAAUUGGGUCUACAAGAUCGAUGCGAAGACGGGUGACAUCCUGGUGUCGAAGAACUUGCAUAUCCCAUUCUUGGUCGCGGAACUGGAUAAUUGUAAUGAUAUCAGUCAGACUAUUGGAAGUACUGCUACGGGGGUGAUUGAUCCAGAUACAAACACAUGGUAUUUCACGAUGAAGACAUAUCGCGACCAGACUGGUGUUGAGAAAGGGAGGGCGAACGGAAGAUAUUAUGUUCACGCCCUCGACACUAGAACUCUAGAGGAGAAACCAAACUUCCCCAUUGAUCUAGAAGGAUUGAUCGCAAGUAACAAUGCGAUCAGAAUGUUCCAGGGAGGUAUCCAUCACCAACGGCCAGCGCUCAUGCAGAGUGGACCGUACAUUUAUGCCGGGUUUGCGUCGCAUUGUGUGCAAUACAACUUCACUGGUUGGAUCAUUGGCUGGCAUGGGACUACCGGCCAGAUUGUCGAGAAGUUUGCAACUGAGGGCGGGCCGGAGGACAAGAAGGGAGGUGGUGUAUGGAUGAGCGGUGGUGGUAUAGCACAGGAUUCACCCAAUCGCAUGUUCUUCGCUACCGGAAAUGGGUAUGCAUCCCAGCUCAGCAAUAUCCCGGUACCGGGAAGACAGCCUCCUACAGCGCUGGAAGAGGCGGUCGUCCAUAUGUCGAUUGCCGCUGAUGGAAGUUUAGGCGUGGUUGAUUUCUUCAUGCCAUGGGAAAAACAAGCAUUGGAUGGCGCGGAUAAAGAUCUUGGGACCUCAGGUAUCGCGCUUCUGGACCAGAAUGUUUUUAAGACACCGACCGUAGCUAGGAUUGGGUGCAUUACUGGGAAGUCUGGAAAACUCUACUUCCUAAAUCUUGACGAUCUUGGCGGCUACCAGAUGGGACCAAAUAAGAAGGAUGCUGUUCUUCAGACCACAGAACUGCUGAAUUCAGUCUUUGCAACUGCUGGAUCCUACCCGCUUGAGGGUGGUUACGUUUAUGUGAAUGUCGUUCAACACGAGACCGUCGUGUUUAAGUUCAGUGUUGGGUCAAACAACGAACCUAUUUUUACACAAGUCGCCCAAACGCUUGAGAAGACUGCUUAUGUACUCGGUGUCGGUCACGGCACAACUACAUCUCUCAACGGCCAAGCUGGAACCGGUCUUUACUGGGUGACAGAUAUCCAGGGUCUGAAUCUCCGAAUCUACAAAGCUGUUCCGGAGAAUGGCAUACUUGUUCUCCUCAAAGGUCUCAAUAUUCCGGGAAUGAUCAAGUUCAGUCGACCGAGUUUCGGAGAUGGAAGAGCCUACCUUACAACGAGUGAUGGCUAUCUCGUUGCCGUUGGCUCCCCCGUGAACCCGCCCCUCUUGUGUCAGUCCCCGGUCGAGUUUGGAAACGCUACUAUUGGCGAUGCGGGUGUUACGAAAGAUCUUAGCUGCACGGCCAAUAUUGCAGUCACAAUAACUGCGAUCGGUCCGAGAAUGGCACAGUAUUUCUCAGUGUCUGAGUUGCCGACGUUCCCGUUAACGUUGGCUGCAGGCAAAACAUUUACGUUUAAGACAACAUUCAAACCGACUGCACCCGGUCCUCUAUCCGAUGAUAUCUAUGUUAACACCACGAACUCCAUUGCCAACUAUGCAGAAAACACCCCGAUUGCAGUUAGGGGUGUUGCAAAAUCGUUGAGCCCAGUCCUAUCGAUCACUCCCAACACAGUUUCCUUCGCGGGUGUGAUUACGGGAGAGAAUCCUGAUGGAUAUGUUCGCUCCGUUGUGAUUGAGAAUGUCGGAAGCUCGGUGAUGACCAUUACUAGUUAUGAUAUCAGUAUCGUUAGUGAAUCUGGCCCUUUCCUCCCAGGUAACACAACGCAGGCGGGUCCGUUCAAGUUUACGGGCCUGCCGACAUCAAUCCCGGCCGAAUCAUCUGUUACUGUGUCCAUCAAUUUCAACCCGACUGGGAACGGAAACUACGGAGCGUAUGUCCGCGUGAACUCAGACGGUGGAAAUAAGUUCCUUACAGUUGUAGCCACUUCUGGUGGAUAUCCAAAAGCGAAGCUAGAAUUUGAAAAGGUCGAUGGAACUGGCUGGGUGGAAUACGACCCGAACGUCCCAUUCAGCUUUGGAACUGUCUACGAGCAGGUAACCCGCACCCUCAAACUCCGACUGACAAACGCCGGUGAUCAAGACGCUGGAAUUCUCGACGUCACUGUUUCCAAGCCCCCAACCGGUGUCGGAGCAGUGGUCGGCGCCCGCAAUGGUAUCGACCUCGGUGAAGGGACGCAGCUCCUCGCCGGGCAAUCUCAGACCGCACAGUUGUUCUGUUCAGUGCCCAAGUCGCAGGUCAAUGUAAAUGCGUACACACCUAAUGCUACAUGGACUAUGAACACAAAUGACCCGACGUUCGAGAAGCAGAAUAUUGUGUUUACCUGUGAUGCGGUAUCAGAGCAGUUAGGUCCCCUGAAGAAUGCGACGCAUGGCAGGUAUCGCUACAUUGGGUGCUUUAAAGAGAACAAUCCUGGGAGACAGCUGUCGUCGCAGUUGUAUGGCAGUGAUUUGAAUGAGAACGGGAUGUGUAUGAAUGCUUGUGCUGGGGCGACUCAGAAUUAUAUCUUCGCUGGGACUCAGUACCACCGUGAGUGCUGGUGCGGUAACACGAUUCCCACUUUGAAGGUUGGAGACGAGGACUGUAACUUUGACUGUACUGGGAAUGGUACACAAAUCUGCGGUGGUAAUGGCUACUUCGGCGGCGGGUCAUACAUUAGUCUCUUUGCGGACGAGAACCGCUACACCCCCGGCGAAGGGCCAAUUUCUUCUUCCACUACCACCGAUCUUACCGGCACUCCAACGCCAACUCCAUCUGCCCCAAUUGACAACCCAGGAAAUGGUAGCUUCACAUUCGCAGGUUGCUACACCGAGGCAACAACCGGCAGAGCACUAUCUGUUCUUCAAGGCUCAGACACAAUGGACGUAAACACAUGCCUAGGACUAUGCGCGGGAUACGCCUAUGCGGGUCUGGAGUACGGAAGGGAAUGUUGGUGUGGAAACACCCUCGGAGUAGGGUCAGCACUUACUGUCGUGACACAAUGUAGAAUGACCUGUGCUGGAAACCCAUACGAGUAUUGUGGUUCAGGCAGUAGGUUAAGUUUAUACACUAAAGCAGCUGUGGUGAGCUCUUCAAGUUCAACGACCGUAGAUUCCUCAACUACCAUCGAUCCUUCCUCGACACCUGUCACAGUUUCAUCUACCCCCACUCCUACUGUUCCUGUCCAUAAUCCUGGAAAUGUAAACUACGGUUUCCAGGGCUGCUAUACGGAGGCUACAGCUGGGCGUGCGCUACCUCAGCUUACAGGCGCCGAUGACAUGGAUAUUGCAAAAUGCUUGACCAUUUGCGGUGCGUAUGAGUACGCCGGUGUCGAGUAUGGGAGAGAAUGCUGGUGCGGUAAUACAUUGGGUGUCGGGGCGGUCCUUACUGAGCUGUCACAGUGCAGCAUGUUGUGCGCGGGAAACAAGUAUGAGUAUUGUGGAGCGGGGUCGAGGUUGAGUUUGUACAAGAAGAAGCCGGCAGAGGUGUCGUCAACUUUGAGUACUACUACACCUAUGGUGAGUGAUACAGCUACAGUAAGUGCUACGGCAUCAGGUAACGCUACGAUGUCUGCACCGGGGAGCGAUACUGCGACAACACCCUUGCCAUCAGACAGUAAUACUAUCCUGGCGGGAAAUUCCACCACAACGGCUGUAACUGCCACUACCCCCGCAUCGGACAAUACUAGCCCAGCGGACGUUUCUAGUACACUGGCUUCGUCUACUGUGCCUGUGGUAGAGUCUACCAGUACUACCACACCCGUUUCUAGCAGUAGUGAUACGCCAAUAGUUACUGCUGCCACCACACCAGGGGUAUCUGCUACUUCUACGCCGACUUCAAGUGUUGAAUCUAAUAAUACUACAACACCUGCAACGAGAAGUGACGCAUCUCCUAUAAUUUCACUUUUUAUAAGUGAUGUGACUACCACAUCUACUACUAGUACGGUGUCACCUUCUACCACUCCCAGUCUCUGGGAAUACCUAGGUUGCGCCAACGAAACUACCCCACGUGCUCUGAAUGGAGCAAGUAUCUCUGGCACCAUGACCCACGAGAAGUGUCAACAGUUUUGCUUGGAGCGUAAUUUUCCACUGGCAGGUCUUGAAUAUGGAAACGAGUGUUACUGCGGUUCUGCCCUCCAGAACGGCUCAAAACUCAAUCAGACAAAUUGUGCCAUGGCCUGUAGCGGGGACGCCUCCCUGAUCUGUGGAGGGCCCUCUCGGCUGAGUGUUUACAAUUACACUCUCUUUGUACCGCCUAUCAUAGUUCCAGCCGUUGGAACAUUUAUCUCGCAGGGAUGCUAUUCGGAGGCAACUACCGGAAGAGCGCUUUCUGGGUAUUCAUUUACAAAUACUACCGGCAUGACUGUAGAACUCUGUGUCGGUGUGUGCAAGGAUAGAUCGUUUAAAUAUGCGGGUUUGGAAUAUAGCCAAGAGUGCUACUGCGGAAACACGCUGGCCUCCACCUCAACCAAGAUUGAUGAUAGUCAGUGCAAUUCUCUAUGCAAAGGCAAUAAGCGUGAAUACUGUGGUGCUGGAAGUAAAUUGAAUGUUUAUUUCGACCAACCGUCGAAUAUUACCGCUAACGGGCUUCCGGCUUCUUCACCUUCGGAGAAGAGGAGGUAG
Molecule: messenger RNA, 4950 nt
Organism: Morchella importuna
Lineage: Eukaryota; Fungi; Ascomycota; Pezizomycetes; Pezizales; Morchellaceae
Exons: 16
Coding region: 1-4950 (1649 amino acids)
Molecular function (GO): protein binding
Source: RefSeq, a predicted model, not a curated record